UUGCGCUGCUGCGGAGUGAAUCAGGUGUCUGUGCUCCACUCGCUCGGAUCCACUGCCAUGGAAAAGUCUCAGAGAACCCCGACGGCCAACACGCACGUCUACAGGGGCACGUUUAUCCACUCCACGCCGCAGACUGCGCUCCACAUCCUGGAAGAUGCGCUUCUCGGAGUGAACAGAGAAGGAAAGAUUGCCUUUUUUGGGAAAGGUGAGAAGCUGGAAGAACUAGCUCAGAACUUUGGAUUCAGUCCAUCUGAAGUCAUUCAACUGGGAAAAUAUGAGUUCUUCAUGCCAGGAAUGGUGGACACCCACAUCCACGCACCCCAGUACAGCUUCUCCGGCACAGGGCUGGACUUGCCCUUGCUGCAGUGGCUCAAUACGUAUGCAUUUCCUGCAGAGUCACUCUUUAAAGACUUGAAAUUUGCUCGCAGAGUCUACACGCAAGUAGUGAAAAGGACUCUGAGAAAUGGAACAACUACUGCAUGUUACUUUGCUACCAUACAUACAGAUGCAUCUCUUCUGCUGGGCCAGAUUGCAGAUAACCUUGGACAACGUGCUUUUGUGGGUAAGGUGUGUAUGGACAGGAACAAUUCAGUGAAGCAUUACAAAGAGACCACUCAGGAGUCAGAACAGGAAACCCGCCGGUUUAUUGCAGAGCUCUUGGAUAAGAAGUACCGUCUCGUGAAGCCGAUUGUGACUCCCCGCUUUGCUGUGUCCUGCUCAAGGGCCUUGUUAGAACAGCUCGGAGAAAUUGCCAAGAAUAACAAUCUGCAUAUUCAGAGUCACAUCAGUGAAAACCCAGAGGAAGUGAAACUAGUGAAACAGCUGUUUUCUGAAUCAAAGUCCUACUCGCAGGUCUACCACAAAUACAACCUGCUGACUGACAAGACUCUGAUGGCCCACGGCUGCUUCCUCAGUGAUGAAGAGCUGGAACUGUUCAGAGAGAUGGGGGCCUCUUUGUCUCACUGCCCCAACUCCAACAUAUCAUUAUGCAGUGGCCUGUUGGAUGUCCGAAAAGUCCUGAAGCACAAAGUGAAGUUGGGGUUGGGAACUGAUGUGGCGGGAGGCUAUUCUGCCUCCAUACUGGACGCCAUGAGGUGCGCCUUGCAAACAUCCAAAAUUUUGACCCUCCAGAAACCACAGUAUGUCAGGCUCACCUUUGAAGAGGUGUUCAGGCUGGCUACACUGGGAGGCAGCCAGGCCUUGGCUCUUGAUGAUCACACAGGGAACUUUGAAGUGGGCAAAGACUUUGAUGCAAUAAGAGUGAAUGUUGCUGCUGUUGGUGGACCAAUUGACCUGUUCCAACAAGAAGAACCAAAGGUUCUUUUGGAAAAGUUCUUGAUGUUGGGUGAUGAUCGGAACAUCGUGGAGGUGUUUGUUGCUGGAAAGAAAGUGGUGCCAUUUGUAGAGCCUUUGGAUAAUAUGGAGUAAAACCUCCACAUACGGUUGUGUUCAAAAUAGCAGUGUGUUUCAAACACUGUAAAGCUCAAAAAUCUGACAAUACCUUUUAUUUCCACACACUCCAGUGGAACCACUGCACAUUCUA
Molecule: messenger RNA, 1543 nt
Organism: Thalassophryne amazonica
Lineage: Eukaryota; Metazoa; Chordata; Actinopteri; Batrachoidiformes; Batrachoididae
Gene: gda
Product: guanine deaminase
Exons: 14
Coding region: 58-1428 (456 amino acids)
Biological process (GO): guanine catabolic process
Cellular component (GO): cytosol
Molecular function (GO): guanine deaminase activity; zinc ion binding
Source: RefSeq, a predicted model, not a curated record